Messenger RNA from Drepanopeziza brunnea f. sp. 'multigermtubi' MB_m1, 252 nucleotides. Lineage: Eukaryota; Fungi; Ascomycota; Leotiomycetes; Helotiales; Drepanopezizaceae. The record is from RefSeq and is a predicted model, not a curated record.
AUGUCCAUGUCGUCGUCGUCGUCCAACACCCGCUACGGACCCGUCACCUCGGGUCUCAUGACGGGCGGGACGGUGCUCACGCUCUACCUCCUCAUCUAUCUAUCCUUCAAGCUGCGGACCAAUCGAGCGGUACGGGGGAAGAGGGUGAAGCAGAGAGAAGAGGAAGGUCGACGUGUCAGUUUUGCCAUUGUAGGAAGAAUCUGGUGUGGUUGGUGCUCAGUAGGGAAAAACCGUGAUAUGGCCAUCGUUUAG